Cladophialophora immunda is the source of this 2276-nucleotide messenger RNA. RefSeq lists its product as uncharacterized. Gene Ontology annotation, biological process: cleavage in ITS2 between 5.8S rRNA and LSU-rRNA of tricistronic rRNA transcript (SSU-rRNA, 5.8S rRNA, LSU-rRNA). The transcript is spliced from 3 exons. The record is from RefSeq and is a predicted model, not a curated record. The coding region runs from base 9 to 1877 and encodes 622 amino acids. Gene Ontology annotation, cellular component: nucleus. NCBI's taxonomy places the organism in Eukaryota, Fungi, Ascomycota, Eurotiomycetes, Chaetothyriales, Herpotrichiellaceae. Gene Ontology annotation, molecular function: polynucleotide 5'-hydroxyl-kinase activity.
GUACAUUCAUGCCAGCUAAUGGUGGAAGACUCAGCGCAGUCGCACGGCGGCGGCUCCUGCGGGAUGUGCAAGAGGCUGUGCCGAGUCGCAGUCAAGUGACUCCUGUACCAGUUCCAGAGUCCAGUCGGAGCGAGGCUGCGUCUAAUGAGCAGGAUGGAGACGAUGGCAGCUUGUCGGAAGAUGAGAAAAUACAGACUCCGAACCAGUUUGCAACGCUGGCUGAAGCUUCUGCAGUCCAUUUCAGCUCGACUCGAGAAAUCGAGCAAUUGACUGACAGGUCUGUCAAGAUCAAACUCUCGCGAGGCCAGAAAUGCGUCGUGUUGGGAACAUACACGCUAUGGGUGAAGCAAGGAUCCGUCUCCCUCUACGGCGCGAUUCUUACUGCCACGACGGCCAUUCAUCGCAUCUAUGCUCCCGCUACACAUGCGCUUCCUUCGGUUGAAGCCGUGAGCUCGAGUGCUGAAGUUCAACUUGAUUCUCUCAAUGAUGGCAUCAGAGAUCUUCCCUACGUCGGGCUCAAAGGGAUGUGGGCUCCAUUUGGCGUCAAGGCAUCGGCGUCAUCGUUCUAUGUGCUGGGCCAUUCUUUCGAACAAGACCCUAAAGCUCCAAGACGCCUGAAAGAGUUAAACUCCACUUGCUGGAAAUCGCUAUUGACAGAAUUCUCCAGCCCUGUUGCGAAUAAGUCACGGAGAGUCCUGAUAUGCGGGAAACGUUCAUCAGGCCUUUCGACCUUGAUUCAGUGUGUCUUCAACCGACUUCUCGCCAAACAAUCCGCCAGACCUGACACUGCUCACCAGAAAGGAGUCAUACUGUUGGACCUAGACACCAAUAUGCCAGAGUUUGCUCCUCCGGGGACGAUGAGCCUAGUGCAUAUUGCGAACCCCGUGUUUGGCCCACCGUUCGCCAACAUCCUGCCAGCCUACCGAGAAGGAGCCAGCCGGAUAUUGGCCAAACAUUUUCUUGGUGACCUAGAAGCAAGAGAUCUGGUCAGCUGGCACAUUGAUCGCAUCUUUGAUUUACUGGAUGCUGAACAGAAAUUUCAUGGGGAAUUCGAGGGUGCCCCAGUUCUCAUUACAUGUCCCAAGUGGCUGAAUGGCAUCGAUAACGCCGUGGCGAGCAAGCUCUGGACGAAGAUGUCUCCGUCCGAUAUUGUUUGUCUUGACUCUAGUCCAGUGUCGCCGCAUUUAGAGCCUUGGAAACCACUAGCAGAGAUGGGCAAUUGUCGUAUACACCAGAUUCCGGCUCAGGUGUUUGACAAGAUAUCUCCAGUGCGGGAGCACGACCUUCAAAUGCAAGCAUACUUCCACCUGAGAGACACGCCCAUCAACCGCCCAUACUGGGACGACACUCCCAUCUUAGUGACACCAUCUCACUCGAUGGCCCUAAGCUAUGGUGGUGAUGCCGCAAACAUAUUGGCGAUUAUUCUGCUAGGUGGCCAUGUUGCACCCGAGGACACGUACGAUGCGCUGGAAGGAAGUAUUGUUGCCGUGGCGGCGAUCAACGCCCACACAGCCACAAAUGAGCCAUGUGAUCUCAGCGAGAUCAAUGCAGGCAGUAAUGACAGUCAUCGAAGAAGCGGGAUAUAUCGGACGGAGGAGGAUCUGCCGCUUUGGCAAGGGCAAGGCGAAGUGGAAAGUUCCUUUCCGUUUCCGGCAGAGUGUUCUCGAUGCUUGGGGCUCGCCAUUGUGCAGGAGAUCGACAUCUCCAAAAGGACGAUCACUCUUGUCGCUGCAGCCGAACUGCAGGUGCAUGAGAUCCAGGAACAAGAUCAUCAUGUGGCGCUCGUGGUGCCAAAAGCAACGACAGACGGAAGAUUCAAGACGGACUGGGCGCAGAGGGAAAUGCACAUGAAGAAGAGCGACAGCCAAACAAACUAAGUCGCAGCUUGGUGCGGUCAACUGAAGAUGCCGUCAUGCCGAGCAGACGGAUACCGACAGCAGCACGAGUGGCCAGCAGCAGCAGAACGAAUGCUCGUCCCAGUUGGGACUUUCUCCCGCAUGAGUAGCGGCGCCAACGGUACAUUAGACUGCAACAGGAUGCAAGUGGGAGAAGCCGGCUGGGUUGGGCGAAUGGGUGAGCGGAUUAUUACUCGCAGCCGGCAUCGCCCCCAGUUGCCUCGAUCGCAAAAGACUCUUGUCAUCGAGCCCGGCCUGAUUGGGUGCGGCCGAAUCCCUAGAAUCCAUCGCAAGUGGCGGUCUGCGCCAGAAGGCCCUCCAAAAAGGCCAGACCAUCAUCACUGCCUCACUUGUCUACCCCCGUGACAAAGUGAAUGGGAC